UAAAGGAAGUAAAUUUCAAUAUCGUCAAAGCGGUAUUCAGUUUAGAUCCAAUUAAAGAGGCAACAACAACAAAUGUCUUAAGUGCCAACAAUCAGGUAUUGGGUCGCUUGGGUAUGGUUGUUUCAAAUAAUAUAAAAAGCGAUGAUACUAUGUUGGAUUGUUUGAAGGCAAUUCAGGAAUACUGUGAAGAACAACCAGCUCUGAGAGCCAAGGUUGCCCAGAUUAUUCAUUAUCUCUAUGAUAAGGAAUUUGUGUCUGAAGAAGCUAUCCGCAUGUGGCACAAUGAGUUGGAUGAUGAUUCAGAGUGGUUGAAAGCACCAUUGCAGAAACUCAUAGAAUGGCUAGGUCAAUCCAGCGAAGGCAGCAGUGAAGAAGAAAACGACGAUUAAAUACUUUUUCUUUUCUUCUUAACUUAAUGAUUCUUCAAUAAAAAAAAAAUCUUUAAAAAACUGCCUCUUUG
This is a messenger RNA of Episyrphus balteatus (marmalade hoverfly), 460 nucleotides long. Its product is annotated as translation initiation factor eIF-2B subunit epsilon-like. The record is from RefSeq and is a predicted model, not a curated record. Gene Ontology annotation, molecular function: translation initiation factor activity; guanyl-nucleotide exchange factor activity; translation initiation factor binding. The transcript is spliced from 2 exons. Gene Ontology annotation, cellular component: eukaryotic translation initiation factor 2B complex. Lineage: Eukaryota; Metazoa; Arthropoda; Insecta; Diptera; Syrphidae. The coding region runs from base 114 to 389 and encodes 91 amino acids.